This is a messenger RNA of Candidozyma auris, 747 nucleotides long. It is a transcript of the gene CSM3, whose product is annotated as Csm3p. The record is from RefSeq and is a predicted model, not a curated record. Lineage: Eukaryota; Fungi; Ascomycota; Pichiomycetes; Serinales; Metschnikowiaceae. Gene Ontology annotation, biological process: replication fork processing; DNA damage response. Bases 1 to 747 code for a protein of 248 amino acids. The transcript has a single exon. Gene Ontology annotation, cellular component: nucleus.
AUGGCAGAAAAAGACGACUUGGGGCUCGAUAAACCUCUAAAAUUGGGCAAGGUUCUGAAGAUCCCCAAAAUCACAGAUGAGUUGAUCUUCGAUCCUGUAAGAGGAAUUCCUCAAAUCUCGAAAAACUAUAGGAAGCUCUCCAGGAUGAUCAAGAAGGACGAUAAAAGGCUACACGAGAAGCUCAGGAACGAGAAAUCCAAGCUGGCAGCAAGGCGGAUGAAAGUUGAUGCGGAAGUUGAAAAUUUGGGCAGCAUCGUCCAAUUCUACCAGUUCUGGUGCCACGGAUUCUUUCCUAGAGCCAACUUCAAUGAUUGCAUUCGGAUGCUUCGGACAUAUAAAUCUGCUAAACUAAAAGAGUACAGAAGAGGACUCAUAGAGCAUGAAAUACAUAAACUCAAGGUUGCCAAGGGAAUCAUCACGGAAGGCGACGAGCAAGAAGAUGGUGGAAUACAAGCUGACGAUGACGAUGAUUUGUAUACUGGCCCCGAUGUGACAGACAACGGAGUCCCUAGCAGCUCUUCAAAGCAGCCAGCUGAGACACUGGACCUAGAAGAGGAUGAUGGCGACUGGGACUUCAUGAAUGUGAACCUGAAGAGCUCCAACGGUCUCUUUAUAGGAGACGACGAUGACGACUUAGCGAUUGAAAGACCGAAGAAUCCCUUCCAGGACGAGGAAAUUCCUCCGGAGCAUGAUAUCGAAGAUGAUCAUGAGGCAGAACUAGAAGCCAUGAGAUCCAUGGGAAUGUAA